GUGAUUGGUCGGGCUGGCGCGAUGGCGGCGCCGGUAAUGGUGGCGGCGGCGGGCGGCGCCGACUUUUCCGAUCUGCGGGAGAUCAAGAAGCAGCUGCUGUGCGUGGCGGAGCGGAGCCGCGAGCGCGGGCUGCAGCACAGCGGGAAGUGGGCUGCUGAACUUGCAUUUGCCCUGGAGCCACUGCCACUGAGUGAGCUGCCGCCUCCCCCCGUGCUCACCGAGGAGGAUGCUCGUGAUCUGGAUGCCUACACAUUGGCCAAGUCUUACUUUGAUCUCAAGGAAUAUGAUAGGGCUGCCUACUUUUUACAGGGCUGCAAGAGCCAGAAAGCUUACUUCUUGUACAUGUACUCCAGAUACCUGUCAGGGGAAAAGAAGAAGGAUGAUGAGACAGUUGAUAGUUUGGGACCUCUGGAAAAAGGACAGGUGAAAAAUGAAGCUCUACGAGAAUUGAGAGUUGAGCUCAGCAAGAAACACAAGGCACAGGAACUGGAUGGAUUUGGCCUUUAUCUAUACGGUGUUGUGCUGCGGAAACUGGACCUGGUGAAAGAAGCAAUAGAUGUGUUUGUUGAAGCUGCUCAUGCCCUGCCUUUGCACUGGGGAGCCUGGCUGGAACUUUGCAACUUGAUUACAGAUAAAGAGAUGUUGAAGUUCCUGUCCUUGCCAGAUACAUGGAUGAAAGAGUUCUUUCUUGCACACAUUUAUACAGAGCUGCAGCUGAUAGAGGAAGCUCUGCAGAAGUAUCAGAGUCUCAUUGAUGCAGGAUUUUCCAAAAGCACUUAUAUCAUCUCUCAGAUUGCAGUUGCUUACCACAAUAUAAGAGAUAUUGACAAAGCUCUAUCCAUCUUUAAUGAGCUGAGGAAACAAGAUCCUUACAGGAUAGAAAACAUGGACACUUUCUCCAACUUGCUCUAUGUAAGGAGCAUGAAGCCUGAGUUGAGCUACCUGGCUCAUAAUCUCUGUGAGAUAGACAAGUACCGUGUUGAGACCUGCUGUGUAAUUGGAAAUUAUUAUAGCUUGCGUUCCCAGCAUGAAAAAGCAGCGCUCUAUUUCCAGAGGGCCUUGAAACUGAAUCCUCGUUAUCUAGGAGCCUGGACACUUAUGGGACAUGAGUAUAUGGAAAUGAAGAACACAUCUGCAGCUAUCCAGGCAUAUAGGCAUGCAAUAGAGGUGAACAAAAGGGACUACAGAGCAUGGUAUGGCUUGGGGCAAACCUAUGAAAUCCUCAAAAUGCCGUUUUACUGUCUCUACUACUACCGACGGGCCCACCAGCUCAGACCAAAUGAUUCUCGUAUGCUGGUUGCUCUAGGAGAAUGCUAUGAGAAACUCAAUCAGUUGGUGGAAGCUAAGAAGUGCUAUUGGAGAGCUUAUGCUGUUGGAGAUGUGGAGAAAAUGGCACUUGUGAAACUUGCCAAGUUGCACGAACAGCUGAAUGAAUCUGAACAGGCAGCUCAGUGCUACAUCAAAUACAUCCAAGAUAUCUAUUCCUGUGGGGAGGUAGUGGAGCACCUGGAGGUCAGCACUGCAUUUCGUUACCUGGCCCAGUACUACUUCAAAUGUAAGCUUUGGGAUGAAGCCUCAGCAUGUGCUCAGAAAUGCUGUGCCUUCAACGAUACUAGAGAAGAAGGAAAGGCCCUGCUGCGCCAGAUAUUACAGCUUCGCAACCAAGGAGAAACAUCAUCAACAGAUGUUGCUGCUCCCUUUUUCCUUCCUGCAUCCUUGUCAGCCAGCAACACUCCCACACGUCGUGUCUCCCCUCUCAAUCUGUCUUCUGUAACACCAUGAACAAUUCUGGUACUUCUAACUUGUGCAUUGGAUGUGACAUUGCAGGUGGACAUGCAACCACUUACUUGUUUCUAGGGAAAUUCCUUCUUUUGUUGUUGCCCUCACAUGAAGGGUAGGAAUUAGCAGAGUCCACAGCUGGAGACAGAUGGGCCCCAACAUCCAAAGGGCAGCCUGAUGUGAAAGUGCCUGUGCUGUGAUGUGAGAACCUGCUCUACUUCUUACCAAAUCAUUCCAGUCAGAGGGCAUACAUGUCCCACUACACGGGACUACUCUGAAGUGAGACACUGGGAAGAGCUUAUCUGCUUGAGUCAAAAUACAUUUUAAGUUUGAUUCUGCCAAAUUACCUCUGGUCCUUGCUGCACUUCUUUGGAUGACCUCUUAGUGGGAUCACUGCUGUCCUCAUUAGAGACUGUUACCUACCUGCCUACUUAAGGACUUUUGCCUGUCUUGAACUACAGAGGAGAUGUUUCACUAAAGCAGUAGAAUAGGCACUCAGAGAUAGGUCCCAUGGGUGCGUUAAAGGAUUGGCAAAUACCAGAGGAAUCCCAAGUAGCUACAGGUGACAGCUGUCUGAGUUCUGACUAGAUCUGAUGGAUCGUUUUGGUUCUCAGUAGAAAAGCAGUUGGGAUAGCACAAUUUAAAAAAUCAUGGUGAAGUUAUAGUCCUUGGGCUUCUUUAUGGUGCAGCUUCCAUGUGUACUGUAGCAAUGGAAUCAAGUGAACUAUAAUGGAUCAUUUUGUUAAGGAGGCAAAAGACAAUUAUGCCUUUGUUUCAGAAUUAGUGUCCUUGUUCACCCCUAUAAAUUUACAGCC
Messenger RNA from Hirundo rustica (Barn swallow), 2594 nucleotides. It is a transcript of the gene CDC23, whose product is annotated as cell division cycle 23. Bases 22 to 1782 code for a protein of 586 amino acids. NCBI's taxonomy places the organism in Eukaryota, Metazoa, Chordata, Aves, Passeriformes, Hirundinidae. Gene Ontology annotation, molecular function: protein binding. Gene Ontology annotation, biological process: cell division. The transcript has 16 exons. Gene Ontology annotation, cellular component: anaphase-promoting complex. The record is from RefSeq and is a predicted model, not a curated record.